AUGAGCUCGGACGAAACGGUGGAAGUGGUUAUACCACUUGUGAAAACUAUAACCAACCUGACCUUUCGGAACUUGUCGUACGCCGUGAAUCAGAAGCACCUGCUGCGGAAUAUCUCCGGCACGCUCAAGUCUGGUAGACUGACGGGAAUUCUAGGACCAUCGGGGGCCGGUAAAUCGACACUGUUGAACAUACUCAGUGGUUUUAGAACACAGGGAGUUAGUGGAAAAAUACUGAUUAACAAUGAGACGGUCGAUUGCCAGAAGUAUCGCCAACUAGUCGCCUACACCGAACAGGAUGUACCCUUGCUGCAGAAUCUCACCGUCCGUGAAACGCUCCACUACGUGGCGGAUCUUAGGCUGUCUAAGAACGUUUCCUACAUCCACAAGACGAAGAUCGUUAACGACAUUGUAGCGCUGUUAGGGCUCCAGAAGUGUUCCCACAGUCAAGCGAGAACACUGUCCGGAGGUGAACGGAAACGACUCUCGAUCGGGCUGGAGCUGGUGUCGAACCCGAAGAUUAUGUUCUUCGAUGAACCGACCAGCGGGCUGGAUAGUGUCGCAUCCUAUCAGGUGAUCUCGUACAUGAGAGAUCUGGCCAGGCAGGGUCGGUGUGUCGCCACCGUGGUACAUCAGCCGAGUUCGGAGUUGCUCGAGCUGUUUGAUGAUGUGUACAUCGUGGUGGACGGAAGGUGUAUGUAUCAGGGAUCGUUAGACGAUCUAAUACCCACGCUAGAGGAGGUUGGAUUCAGCUGUCCUCCGUAUUACAAUCGAGCCGAUUUUGUGUUAAAAAUAGCGUCUCAGAGAGCCGACGAUCUGGACAGUGUGGAGAAGCUGAUAGCACGAGCUGAUACCGCCAUCAACGGAUACUUGGAAAACGAUACCACCAACGUGCAGGAAGGUAGCAAUCUGCUGACAGAGAGCAAAGCCACCUCCCAAUAUCCCAUCGCCUGGUGGAGACAGUUUGUGGUUCUGGUUCGCCGAACAGCACUGUGCACGGUACGGAACAUCACCCUCACGCGGUUCCGUCUGCUGGGCCAUCUGCUGUUCGGGCUCGCGAUCGGUAGCGUGUUCUACAACGUGGGAGAUGACGGUGCCAAAGUGUUAUCUAACGUGUCCUGCCUCAUUCUCUUCCUCAUGUUUAUCGUGUUCGCCAACGCAAUGACCGUGGUGCUGACGUUCCCGCUCGAGAUGGCCGUCUUUGUGCGGGAGCACAAGAGCAAUUACUAUCCGGUGUCGGCCUACUACUGCUCGAAGCUGAUUGCCGACUUUCCGCUGAUGCUGGCCGGUGUGAGCUGCUUCCAGCUGAUCGUGUACUACCUGACCGGGCAGCCGAACGAAACGGAGCGUGUGGUGCUGUACUGGGUGAUCUGCGUACUGUUUGGAUGGUUGGCACAGAUGUACGGCAUGGUCGCCGGCAGUAUGUUCCCGCUCGACGUCAGCCCGUUCGUCGUGCCGGCUUCGGUCAUACCGGCGGUAAUGUUUUCCGGGUUCUUCAUACGCUACAACGAACUGCUCGCCGUGUUCAAACCGCUCACGUACGUCAGCUACUUUCGGUACGGGUUCGAAGGUUUGGCGCAGGCCACGUACGGUCUGAACCGGACGCAGCUCGGCUGCAGCGAAAUGUUUUGCUACUAUCGGAAAACGAGCAAGGUGAUGGAAAUGCUGCAGAUGGAACAGGACCGGUACUGGUACGAUGUGGUCGGCUUAUCGGUGUGGAUAGCCGUCCUUCACAUUCUGCUGUACGUCAGCCUGAAAGUAAGACUGCGUCGAAACCGGUGA
Molecule: messenger RNA, 1779 nt
Organism: Anopheles marshallii
Lineage: Eukaryota; Metazoa; Arthropoda; Insecta; Diptera; Culicidae
Product: ATP-binding cassette sub-family G member 4-like
Exons: 5
Coding region: 1-1779 (592 amino acids)
Cellular component (GO): plasma membrane
Molecular function (GO): ATP binding; ATP hydrolysis activity; ABC-type transporter activity
Source: RefSeq, a predicted model, not a curated record